Molecule: messenger RNA, 2411 nt
Organism: Raphanus sativus (radish)
Lineage: Eukaryota; Viridiplantae; Streptophyta; Magnoliopsida; Brassicales; Brassicaceae
Product: probable cyclic nucleotide-gated ion channel 12
Exons: 8
Coding region: 768-2162 (464 amino acids)
Biological process (GO): monoatomic ion transport; transmembrane transport
Cellular component (GO): membrane
Molecular function (GO): monoatomic ion channel activity
Source: RefSeq, a predicted model, not a curated record
GAAUAACAAUAAGAAGAAUAGUACAGCUUUUAUUUCUCUCUCUCCCGUACAAAAACACUCUCUCACCAAAAACCAAAUGGUCCCCCCAUCAUUUCAUAUCUCUCUCUCCAUCGAUUAGCUCAUAUAUAUAUAUAUUUAAUAAUUAUAAAAUCCAGCAUCAGCUUUAUAAAGAUUUGUGCACAUAUACUAUAUACUUUUCAACUAUUUGAACCCGGUGGCGCAUACUUUUCAACUAUUUGGACCCCUCACGACGCCGUAUUCUAUUUUGUAACUCGUGUUUAGAAAAAUCUCAACUUUCACGUAAGAGGCAAGUAACAAACAAAUAUUAGUUGAUCUGAGCCAUAGAUCGUUCCGCAUGACUCAAAUUUGAUCUGAGCCAUAGAUUUAUGCGUCCUUCUCUUCAGUUGCUUGCUGCUUUAAAAAUACUUUGAGAAGUUGGGGAAAGAUUAUAAUCUAUCAUUCAUUUUCCAACAUCUUCUGGCUCCCAGGUUGCAUUUUCUCACUCUCUGAAUCGAAAUAAAUUUACAUGGAAAUGAAUUUAUCUUCUUCUUUGGCCUCUGAGAAAUUAAUAACUAUAUGCAAAUAACUAUAUAAGAAUCACCUUGUGAGCUGGCUCUUUCGAUUUUUUUAUUGAAAUAGUUUUUCGUGGAAAGAACCGGUGGUGGUGGUUUAGUAGCGCUUAAGGGAAUUAAAAAUCCAAUACGGUGAAUCCGGUUUCAAAUCACACCGACCACACGGAUAUGAGUUAUUGCUUUCGGCUCAUUUGAAUGCCCCUGAUAAAGUCUAUUUAUGGGCUAUACCUCCACCCGGAGGUUAGCAGGUUUAUAAUUGGAAAAAUGGAAAGAUCUUCAACGACAAAGUCAGUCAGGGAGAGUGUUAGAGGAAGCUUAAAGACAGCUUACAUCAAGAUGAAAACUCCUGAAAACUGGAGGAAGAUAAUCCUGUUCGUUUGUGUUGUUGCUUUGGGUAUUGAUCCUUUGUAUCUCUUUGUACCUGUGGUUGAUUCUCCUAACUUCUGCUUCACUUUCGACAAGAAGCUUGCCACAGGAGUAUCUGUCCUUCGUACCUUCAUUGACGUAUUAUAUGUGGUUCAUAUCAUUUCGAAUUUCAUGAGAUAUUCAAAUGGCCAGUUAAACUUCCAUUCUAAGCCUAAAUGGGAACCAUAUUUUUUCAUCUUUCAUACCAUUGUUGACAUUUUGUCUGUUCUCCCCAGUCCUCAGGUUCUCGUUCUCACUUUAAUGCGUCGGUCUGACUCGCUCGUGUCAAGAGAAAUACUGAAAUGGAUUAUACUUUCUCAAUAUAUACCAAGAAUCCUACGUAUCUAUCCGCUUUACAAAGAAGUGACAAAAGCCUCUGGUACAGUAGCAGAAACAAAGUGGAUUGGAGCUGCUUUUAACCUUUUCCUCUACAUGUUGCACAGUCAUGUGUUUGGGGCUUUCUGGUACGUGAGUUCAGUAGAAAAAAUUAACAAAUGUUGGCGUCUAGCAUGUCCUGAUAUCCCGGGAUGCAAUCUCAAAUUCCAGUUCUGUGGACAAGAAGGUGGAAACAACAUUGGUGCAUUGAACACUUCAUGCCCAUUAAUCGAACCUGACCAAAUCACAAACUCAACGGUCUUCAACUUUGGUAUGUACAUUGAUGCAUUGAAGUCAGGGAUCGUAGAGGUCAAUCCAGAUGAUUUUCCAAGGAAAUUCUUUUACUGCUUUUGGUGGGGUCUACGAAAUAUUAGUGCUUUAGGUCAAAACCUACAGACAAGCAACUCUGUUGGGGAUAUCGUCUUUGCUCUUAUCAUCUGCGUCUCUGGUUUACUUUUGUUUGCUGUCCUCAUUGGAAACAUCCAGAAGUUUUUGCAAUCAACUACAAUUAGAUUAGACGCAAUGUUGGAGAAAAAGAGAGACACUGAAACAUGGAUGUCGAAUAAUAAUCUGCCAAAACAUAUAAGGGAAAGCAUUAGAAAACACGACGAAGACAAAUGGAAAAGUACCAGAGGCAUCGACCAUGAAACAAUUCUUAAGAGCCUUCCAGAAGACAUCAGGCAACAAACUGAACUUCAUAUUGAACGGAAUUCUUUAAACAGUAUUUUUUCCAAAUCUGUUCGUGGCUGUAGACGACUUAUAUGGAAGUCUUCUGAUCAAUGUCGAGUCACAGCCACGAAGAAGAGGUGAAAAAGAAGACGCGACGAGGAAUGACGAGAGGGAGACGCACCAUGCGUGACGAGGUGUAGCCGAAUAAUAAGUAUCCAAGUGGGACUUGAUUAUAAUGUUAUUGGGCUGUGUUGGGUUUGUCUAAAACUAUCUAAAACUUAUUUUUGUUAUAAACCACUUGGUGGUCGACCCAUAUUUAUUAUAACGGUCUAUUUGUACUUGUAUAUAUAGAAUCCUUUGAGUUAAUGAAUAAAGUAUCCUUUUCAUAAA